CAUACAUUUAUCCAAAAGGACCAAAACGAUGAGCAGCUUCACGAGCCCCACCUCUCUGUCUUGUGCUCAGCUGACCACCGCCCAACACGGUCGCAGCCCCUCACUUCCGGCCACCCGGGCAUCAUUAUCCGGUGAAGAAACUCCAAUUCUCCGCCGCAGAAUUGUGUCCACAUUGCUGGCAACGUCACUGGCACUUCAUGGCACCCCCCUGGCACUAGCAGAGAACUGGGGCACGCGCUCGUUUCUCAAGGAACGGUUCUUUGAGCCGGGCCUGUCGCCGGAGGAUGCGGUGGCGAGGAUCCGCCAAACAGCUGAAGGACUCCACAGCAUUAGGCACAUGCUGGAGACGAUGUCUUGGAGGUAUGUCAUAUUUUACAUUCGCCUCAAGUCGGCGUAUCUCUCCCAGGACUUGAAAAAUGCGAUGACGACGUUGCCGGAGAGUCGCAGGAGGUCUUACGCUAAUAAGGCUAAUGAGUUGGUAGACAACAUGGCCGAGUUUGAUUAUUAUGUCCGCACCCCAAAAGUGUACGAAUCGUAUCUAUAUUACGAGAAGACCUUGAAAUCCAUAGAUGAUCUUGUGGCAAUGUUGGCAUAAGGAAGAGGCUUUUGCAUGAUGGAGCUGUGAGUAGUUGUUUUGAUGCUUCCAUGGGACUUCACUUCUUGAUCACCUGAAAACCAGAGAGGCAUUAUCUGUUGAUUUACUGUAAGAAGCAUGGAAGGAAUACAACAGCUUCAUAUAUAUUAUGUCAAAUGGAAUUCAAUAUUCCAGAAGUUCUCCUUGUGCAUUCUUUCAGUUCCUUUUCAAUUUGGAAUAAUGGUGUGCUUGCUUGCCAGCAAAUUCAAGGUUGGUGCAUGUUGUUGUUGAUAAUAUAGCUUGAUUUUUGCUUUUCUA
Messenger RNA from Vitis riparia (riverbank grape), 892 nucleotides. Its product is annotated as photosynthetic NDH subunit of lumenal location 2, chloroplastic. The record is from RefSeq and is a predicted model, not a curated record. Gene Ontology annotation, molecular function: calcium ion binding. Gene Ontology annotation, biological process: photosynthetic electron transport chain; photosynthesis. Gene Ontology annotation, cellular component: chloroplast; extrinsic component of membrane; photosystem II. The coding region runs from base 29 to 595 and encodes 188 amino acids. Lineage: Eukaryota; Viridiplantae; Streptophyta; Magnoliopsida; Vitales; Vitaceae. The transcript is spliced from 2 exons.